AUGGCCCUCUACCUCACCCUCAGCAUCGCCCUCUACCUCAUCUCCAGGCUGCUCUACACCACCCUCCUCUACCCCCGCUUCUUCUCUCCCCUGCGCAACCUCCCCGGCCCGCCCCUCGGCGACCCCAUCUACGGGCGCUUCGCGGAGAUCAUGCGCACCGAAGCGGGUGUCGCCCAGCGCGAGUGGGUCAAGGAGCAUGGGCCUGUCGUCCGUGCCGUGGGCCCGCUCGGUAUUGAGAGGCUCAUCUUCAUGAGCCCCGAGGCGUGCCAGAAGAUUUUGGUCAGCGACUGGGUGGAUUAUCCCCGUCCCAAGUUCAUGCGGGAUACCCUCGGCCUCGUAGCGGGCUACGGCCUGCUCACAGUCACAGGCAACGAGCACAAGCAGAUGCGCAAGGCCAUGAACCCAGCCUUCUCCAUAAACAACCUGAUGGCCCAAAGCGACAUGUACUAUGAUGCUAUCGAAAGCCUCGUCGAACUCAUCAACGCCCAAAUCGACGCCCAGCCCGACCCGCACAACGGCGCGGAGCUGCUCAUGUACGAGUGGUUGGCCAAAGCCACCCUCGACAUAAUCUGCGCGACCGCCUUCGGGUACACUACCGACUCGCUGCACAACCCACACAACGAGCUCGCAGAGGCGUACGAGAAGCUCACGAGCUUGCAGACUGGCCCCAACCUCGCCAGGUUCAUAGCAGUCGUCUCCAUCCCCGGGUUCGCGCGCUUCCUCAACUCCGACUUCGCGCACCGGCAUCGGAAGUGGUUUGGGUACCUUGGGCCUUUUGCCCAAAUAACCCACCUCCUCACCUCCAUGUCGCGCAUCCGCGCCGUCUCCGCGUCCAUCCUCGCCUCCAAAACGCGCGAGGCCGCCGCCUCCCUUCCCAAUGAUGCUGAUGCGAAGAGGGAUAUCAUGUCGUUGCUUGUAAGGGCUAGGGCGGGGGUGGAUGAGGGGAAGGAAGGGUUCACGUUGAGCGAUGGGGCGAUGAUGGACCAGGUCUUAACCUUCCUCGGCGCUGGCCACGAGACGACCGCUUCUGGACUCGCGUGGACACUCUGGCUCCUCGCGAACGACCCCAUCUCUCAAUCCAAGUUGCGCGAAGAAGUCACACCGCUGUUCGCCUCCACCUCCACCUCCACCUCCACCGAGGCGCCCCCCCGCCCGGGGUACCGCGCGCUCAAGGACCUCGCGUGGUUAGACUGUGUCGUUCAGGAGAGCCUGCGCGUCCUCCCCCCCGUCCCGAUGACGUUCCGCCAGGCGGCCAAGACGGACUACAUCGACGGCGUGCUGGUGCCCGAGGGGACGCUGUUCUACGUUCCCAUCCGCGUCAUCAACACCUGGAAGGAAGUCUGGGGCCCCGACGCCGAAGAGUUCAAGCCGUCCCGCUGGCUCAACCUCCCGCCCAAGUACAACCCCGCCUUCUCGACGCUGUCAUUCAUCGCAGGCCCACACGCGUGCAUCGGCAAGACGAUGGCGAUUAUCGAGAUGAAGGCCGUGCUCGGCGCCCUCAUCACCCACUUCGAGUUCUCCCCUGCGUACGAGGGCCAGGUGCCCCAGCCGACGGCGGCGGUGACGAUGAAGCCGAAGGACAACAUGCCCCUCCGCGUCAAGCGUGUGAAGAGGGACUGA
Cyclocybe aegerita is the source of this 1620-nucleotide messenger RNA. The record is from the annotation of a GenBank genome assembly. Lineage: Eukaryota; Fungi; Basidiomycota; Agaricomycetes; Agaricales; Hemipholiotaceae.